AAUGCACCCAUCCAACGGCCACCAAUACACACAUGAAUCGCUCUAUGAAAAACAGCGAAAGCAGACGGUAAUUUGCGUCCUCUUAUUUCUUCCGGUCCGCGGCAGCAUCUUCAUCUCCCCUUACCCUUAAAAGAACAGAUAAUUUAUUUGACAGGAUUGAGAAAAUAAAAUGGAAUAAGAGCCUGUUAGUGGAGGUAAAGAAAUGGCCGACUCAUAUGUGGCAUUGGAGGAGGAAGGUGAUGGUUGUUGUGUGGUUGAAGAGAACGAGAAUCCCAUGGUUUUAUAUGACUUUAGAAAGGAGGAUGAACAUUUGAAUCUCGAGUUUUCUCAACAUGUAGUUGGUGGGGUAGUAGAGCCUACGUUAGAUAUGGAGUUUAUUUCGGAGGAUGAUGCUAGGAAUUUUUACAAUGCAUACGCUAAGCAGACGGGUUUUAGUAUACGUAUGAAUUCUUAUUAUCGAUCAAAGAAAGAUAAUUUGAUUAUAUCUAGAGAAUUUUGUUGUUCCAAAGAAGGGUUUCGUCGGGAUAAACAUUCUAGAAAAACUGAUUCAGGAGACGAUACAAAGAGGAGACGUGCUCGGCCUAUUACAAGGGAGGGUUGCAAGGCUUUAAUGACUGUCAGGAAACGGGAGAAUGGAAAGUGGUAUGUAGCUAAGUUAGAGAAAAAUCAUAACCAUGAGCUUGUGAUUCCGGCAAUGAGGCAUUUCCUUCGGUCGCAUAAGGAAGAGGAUGAUCCAAAGAAAAGUUUGAAUGGCACUAUUGGUUCCAUGGGAGUGGGUUUGAAUGCUUCUGUAAAUGUGUCGCCCGAAGACUAUAACAGUUUUGGUAAAUUGGGAUUUGCUGCACAGAAUAAUGUUAACUUUAUCAGAAGAGGAAGAUUAAGCAAUUUUGGGGUAGAUGCUCAAAGUUUGCUGGCAUUCGUUAAGGUUAUGCAAACUAGUGAUCCUGCAUUUUAUUAUGCUAUUCAGGUUGAUGAUGAAGAUCGUCUAAGAAGUGUUUUUUGGGUAGACACAAGAUCAAGAAUUGCUUAUAAUUGUUUCUCCGAUGUUAUAUCUUUUGACACCACUUACCAAGUGAAUCAAUAUAAAAUGCCAUUCGCACCUUUCAUUGGAGUAAAUCAUCAUAGACAGUCAGUGUUGUUUGGUUGUGCGUUAUUAGCAGAUGAAACUGAAUCUACAUUCAUCUGGCUUUUCACGACUUGGCUUGAGGCAAUGUCUGGGCGUCAACCAGGCCUAAUUAUGACCGAUUAUGAUUCUGCCAUUAGUAGAGCAGUUGAAAGUGUUUUCCCGAAGUCGAGGCAUCGGUAUUGCAAGCGGCACAUCCUGAGCAAAAUUCCGAAGGAAAUAGGGCAUGUAUUUAGUUCUCUCCCAAAGACUUUUCAAGUGGAGUUCGAGAAAUGCAUUAACAAUAGUGAGACACCUGAAGAAUUUGAAUCUGCUUGGCAGUUGCUCCUUGAUAAGUGCAGUCUUAGAGGAAAUGAAUGGCUUCAAUCCCUUUAUAAUGAUCGCAAGUUAUGGGUAUCAACCUAUGUGAGGGACACAUUCUUUGCUGGCAUGUAUUCGAUCCAGCCAAGCAAAAGUGUUAGCUCUCUAUUUGAUGGCUAUGUAAAUGCCGGGACUGCCUUACAAGAUUUAGCAGAGCAGUAUGAACGGGCUCUUGAUGGUCGGUAUGAGAAGGAAGUGAGAGCAGAAUUUGAAACUUUUUACACUAAACCAGUUCUGAAAACACCACUUCCUAUGGAAAAACAAGCGGCAGAAGUUUAUACGAGAAAGUUGUUCUUGGUUUUCCAGGAUGAAAUUUAUGAAUCUCUUGUUCUUGCUGUGAAAUCAAGUCUAGAUGAUGGAUUAUCAAAGACAUUUGAGGUAGCAAGAUUUGAUGAAGAACAUAAAGUUUAUCGGGUAGGAAUAAAUAUAGCUGAUCAGAUUGCUAGUUGUAGUUGCAAGAUGUUCGAGUUUGAAGGGAUCCUUUGCAGACAUGUAAUCGCCGUGUUCAAAGCAACUAAUAUCUUCCUGCUUCCUCAACAUUAUAUUCUAAAGCGAUGGACUAAAAAUGCAAAGGAGGAGGCCAAGUUCGAUGCAUUACCAUCUGUUGAGAUACAUGACAAUUCUCGGAAGGGGAAGAAACAGUACAAUCUUUUGUACCAGGAAGCCAUAAAGUGUGCAGAAGAGGGGAUGGCAUCUGAUCACAGUUUCAAUGUAGCAUUGAAUGCCUUGAGGGAGGCUAGAAUUAAAAUUGUUAGUGCUAAGAAAAACGCAAUCAAUGUUCAGAAACUUGAGACUGCGUCCAGCACCCACUAUACGGAUGAUAAAACCACAUAGAUUGUUCAUCGCAAUUAAUCACUCCUGCAGAUCAUCAGCAAGAUAAAAUGAGAGAUUCCUGAGCAGAAAAAUAUGCAUCAAAACUGUUAUCAAGCAGAGCACUAACUCUUAAGUGCCUUGGACAUGAAAGUCAUCAUUACUAGUGGUUGAAGGAUGCAAGAGGAAGCGCUUCGAUGGUUAAUAUGGAAAGACUUGAUUUAUUAUAAAAACCCAACACAAUCCCUGGUAUCAAAUGAAGAUGCAGUAAAUAGUUUGCAGUGAUUUUAUAUUCUGAAUCAAAGAGAUAAUGUCAAAGUUGUAAAUAAUUUGCCUUAAUCAACUUCAUUUUUGUCUUUGAUUAUGUUGAGAUUUGAGAUAUUAAACUAAA
This is a messenger RNA of Gossypium raimondii (Peruvian cotton), 2684 nucleotides long. RefSeq names its product protein FAR1-RELATED SEQUENCE 5-like. NCBI's taxonomy places the organism in Eukaryota, Viridiplantae, Streptophyta, Magnoliopsida, Malvales, Malvaceae. The coding region runs from base 203 to 2317 and encodes 704 amino acids. The transcript has 2 exons. The record is from RefSeq and is a predicted model, not a curated record. Gene Ontology annotation, molecular function: zinc ion binding. Gene Ontology annotation, biological process: regulation of DNA-templated transcription.